This is a messenger RNA of Protopolystoma xenopodis, 417 nucleotides long. The record is from the annotation of a GenBank genome assembly. NCBI's taxonomy places the organism in Eukaryota, Metazoa, Platyhelminthes, Monogenea, Polystomatidea, Polystomatidae.
AUGAUCUGUGAUGCAAUGGGCUCGUGGUGGCCGUGGAUCUACUUUGUCAGUCUUAUUCUGCUCGGAUCGUUCUUUGUCAUGAAUCUGGUCCUCGGUGUACUGAGCGGCCCAUUUCAACUGGUCGAAAAGAUUGCAUUGGCACCCAUAGCUUCUGCAAUUACGCCUAUCCCAACUCAUUUUCACUUUGGUACAGGUAAUUUCCAAAUGACUUUCGCUUUUUCUUACCUCUACAGCGAGUUCAGCAAGGAAAAGGAGAAAAUCGACAGAAAAGAGCUGUUUCAGAAACAACGACAAGAGAAAAGAGAACAACAGGACUAUCAGGGCUACAAGGAAUGGAUUGAAUUCGCAGUGUUGGGCGAAGAGAUACGAAAAUCGGUUCCACCAGAAGACGACGGCGAAUUCUUCUUGACUCGUUAA